Messenger RNA from Pezoporus flaviventris, 3901 nucleotides. RefSeq names its product ETS transcription factor ELK3 (gene ELK3). The transcript has 5 exons. Gene Ontology annotation, biological process: regulation of transcription by RNA polymerase II; cell differentiation. Gene Ontology annotation, molecular function: DNA-binding transcription factor activity, RNA polymerase II-specific; sequence-specific DNA binding. Bases 156 to 1382 code for a protein of 408 amino acids. Gene Ontology annotation, cellular component: nucleus. NCBI's taxonomy places the organism in Eukaryota, Metazoa, Chordata, Aves, Psittaciformes, Psittacidae. The record is from RefSeq and is a predicted model, not a curated record.
GAAAAAAAAGGAGGAAAAAAAAAAGUAAAAUCAGGAUCUCAUUACAAGAGCAACAGAGCGUUUGCAGAAGACUGUCAGCAUGGAGAACCGGGGGAUUUUACCCGGCUCCCUCUAAACUACCAGGAGAGAGCGGAGAAGUCCCUCAGCCGCUGGGUAUGGAGAGUGCAAUCACACUGUGGCAGUUCCUUUUGCAGUUGCUGCUAGACCAGAAACAUGAGCACCUGAUUUGCUGGACAUCUAAUGAUGGCGAGUUCAAGCUACUCAAGGCAGAAGAAGUGGCUAAGCUGUGGGGACUCAGAAAAAACAAAACUAAUAUGAAUUAUGACAAGCUGAGCCGGGCGCUCAGAUACUAUUAUGACAAGAACAUCAUCAAGAAAGUGAUUGGACAAAAAUUUGUGUACAAGUUUGUCUCCUUUCCUGAGAUUUUAAAAAUGGAUCCACAUGCUGUGGAAAUCAGCAGAGAGAGCCUUUUGCUGCAGGACAGCGAUUGUAAGAUGCCUUCCGAGAGCAGGGAUCAGCACAAGCACAGCUUGUCAGCACUGAAAAGCACAAGCCGUAAUGAAUAUAUCCACUCUGGCCUGUACUCCUCUUUCACUAUCAACUCUCUGCAGAACCAGCCAGACCCUUACAAGCCAAUCAAAACAGAAAAACUGGAGGAGAAGUCAGAAGGAAACACACCAGUGGAAGAGGUUCGGACUGUCAUCAGAUUUGUGACAAACAAAACAGACAAACAAGUUAUGAGGUCCAUGGUGUCAUUGCCUUCCACUUCCGAAACAGCAGCUGCCUCUGCUUUUCUCAGCUCAUCAGUAUCAGCUAAAAUAUCUUCCUUAAUGCUACCCAACAGUGCCAGCAUUUCAUCUCCAUCGUCAUCAUCUUCCUCCCGGUCACCGUCUCUGUCUCCCACCUCACCUCUCCCUGCAGAUCACAGGAGCCUCUUCCUUGAUUCCAGUUGCCACGACUCAGAUUCCCUUGAGCCUUUGAACCUCUCCUCAGGCUCCAAGGCAAAAUCUCAAUCUCUUCCCCCAAAGGCUAAAAAACCCAAAGGCUUGGAAAUCUCUGCCCCACCUAUGGUCCUUUCCAGUACUGACAUCGGUUCCAUCGCCCUCAACAGCCCUGCACUUCCUUCAGGAUCCCUGACUCCAGCUUUCUUCACUGCACAGACCCCAAAUGGAUUAUUGCUGACCCCAAGCCCGCUGCUGUCUAGCAUUCAUUUCUGGAGCAGCCUCAGCCCUGUUGCUCCUCUGAGUCCUGCCAGGCUGCAGGGACCAAACACUCUGUUCCAGUUUCCAACUCUGCUGAACGGUCACAUACCGGUGCCGCUCCCCAGCCUGGACGGAGCCUCUUCUCCAGUGCUGCUUUCCCCUAACGCCCAGAAAUCCUGAUGACGCCUCAUCUCGCCAAGGACUUAUUGGUGGAUUUAACACUUCAUUCCUAUGGGCUAGGUUUUUUAUCAUCUCCUGUGUCAUGAGAAGGACAUUGUGAAAACCCUCUAUUACCUUGGUUUGCACUUUUCAUUACAUGGAUAAUCUACUUUUAUUAUGUUAGCAUUUUAAACAGUGUUUAUAUAUAAAAGUAUAUAUAAAUCUGUUUUGCAUUAAAUGAAUUAUAAUUUUUUUAUAUCGUAGCUCUCAAGUGUUGAACACUUCUGUUGUUGAUGAAGUACUUUUCCUAAUGGACUGCAACAAUGUAUCUAAUAAGGAUGUGAAGCUUCUUUUUAAUCCUUUUUCCUGCAUAUUAUGCAUUGUGCUUGUAUAAACUAUAACCGGCUGUGCCUUCUUUUGCAUAAUGUCAUGUAAAUGAUUUAUAUAUUUUCUAGUAUUAAGAUAAAAAGAUGAAAGAAAAAAAACUAGUAUUGAACAGCCCUAUGGUAGUAUUUCAGUAUUUCUCCACGGAUAGGCCAUAAGCAGCAGUGUAUUCAUGUACCUUUGUAUUAAGUGCUUUCAAAUUGUAUAAAAAAUAGCCUUAUAAUUUUUCUUUGCUGAAGUGGAAAACGUAACCAACAUUACAGUCACGAGAUGCACUGAGGAGUAACAAAGCCACACUUCCACCUUUACGCCCAAGUUCUUCUGUCGCGUUGCAACAGGGAGGAACUGGGCUGUGUAUUUUCACCAGAGAUUUCCAGCACUGGAGAAUACUUCUGUAGAACAGGAGAAUUUAUUUGGCCCAUACUUCUUACGAACUGUCAGCAUUACAGCUGGAAAGACAAGAGGUAACCUCUGUUCUCCCAGGGAAUGAGGAUCAUUCCUGACAGAGAAUUUCCAGGAGCUUUGUUCAGUCGUGCCAAGUGCCUUCUAUUUCCCUGGAAAGAUUAUUCUAGCUACUAGAGCUCAGAAGGUUGCAUCUCCCCUUCCCCCAAAGCUGGAAAAGUUACAGGACUGUAAAUGAAUGCCUGGUGCUUGUAAAGAGGCAUACUGUACAUGUGGGAUGUUUAUGUAUAAACAUCUGAAUUCUGGAUUAAAAACCAGCACUGCGUUACUAUAUGCUCGCAACUUGAAUUCACUGGGUUUGUCCUCUACCUUGAGGUAAUGGUUUAGUCAUCUAAAUGUCAGGUUAGGAUUAGGCUAGACUCCCUGGCACCACAGAUUCUAAUCUUGGCAGGGCUGAUGCAAAUCUUCAGCUCUCUGAGGUGGCUAAAUUGGGUUGAAUGCAGCUUUACCGUGUAGGUAGGUUUUCCAGAUGAGACCUUCAAAACCGAAACCAGUAUCAGAUCCUGUUUGCUGCAGGUCACUGGCGCUUCUACUUUGCUUUUUGGCCAAGCGGCUGGCCAGAAGUCCAUUCUCUCUGGAAUUUACACAGUGAGUUGUCUGCUGAUUUUCUGCUUGGAUGCAUUUCAGUGCUGAUGUGUGUAGUUAAUUGUAAAUUGCUUUUGGAUCCUUCAACCUGAAAGGUGCUAAAUAAACAUUUUAUUAAUGCAGCUCUGAUGUUGAAAAGCCAUUUUUGGGGCAGAGGUUAUCUGACAAAAGACAGCAGGAAUUUUCCUCAGGCUACUGGGUUGCACAACCAAAAAUGAGCUUCCCUCUCAGUAAUUAAUGGGAUAAAACCCUGCUGUAUCUGUAUAAAGUACCAGUGCUGAUAAACAGAGCAAUUAGGUGCAAGACACAAGGAAAAAGAAUGAAGUGCCUGGGAAGCCAUUUGCUCGAUUCAGCAUUUUAAGAGCUCCAGGAGGUACCACCCUGAGGAGUCAAAACCAGAAGAUGAACCUAUGCAAAACCUAUGAGCGGAGAGAAAUAUUUUAUACGAAGUCAAAUCGGAGUAGACUGGAAGAGAAGGCAGCGUGUAACUGAAGGGAUUGACUAGACCAGUGGAGAUAAAUCACAGGGCUCACAGAUCAAACAUUCCUCUUUCAAUGGAUUCCUCCCAGGUACACGGAAUGUUUUCAUUGACUAAGUUGAGAGGCAAUUACUCGCACUCCAGAGCCGACUCUCGUCUCGUUUUAAAAAGGCAUAAAUGCCUACUUCAGGAGAGUCUCACCUUGUACACGCCGAUACAGCUAAUGGGAGAACAAGGCAUACAGAUGAACUGUUUCUCUCUAGUUUAAAAAGUAAGAAUAGGCACUCAUGAAAAUUUGGUCUUUGACUUAAUAAGAAUUGUUGAGUAAUAACACUGCAAAACCCCCAGAUGAACACGAGAAGAGGGAGCGUGUGACAGAGAAGUGAUGCUUAAAAAGCAUCCCAAUUCUCAUGGUUUUGUUUCUUCCAAGGUUCUACUAUGAGUAAGGCAGAUGUUUUUCUUUUCAAGGCUCAGCACACCCACACCUCCCCUCCCACCCUCCUGCCCUGUCAGUGACUUUUAAAGAUAGCAGAAAAUAGCAAUCCUGGGACAAAAACCUAUUUCAACAAACUACUGUAAAGGAUUCGAAAGAGUCCAGGAAAACUUCAGGGAAGACACCCAGAAACAGGAA